Pseudogymnoascus verrucosus is the source of this 2947-nucleotide messenger RNA. RefSeq lists its product as uncharacterized. Lineage: Eukaryota; Fungi; Ascomycota; Leotiomycetes; Thelebolales; Thelebolaceae. The record is from RefSeq and is a predicted model, not a curated record. Bases 289 to 2631 code for a protein of 780 amino acids. The transcript has 3 exons.
AGGACGACACUACCCUUCACAGGCCCAAAAGCACCUCUUUCACGCCCUUCCAUAACGGCGCGUUUUGUAGAUAUAUCAGCGUAUCCCAGGUCUUUAUCGCUACAGGUCAUCAGCGAGUCUCAUCUACGACAAUCUUUAUAAAAGCGACGAGGGCAUCGAGUUACCGUUGCCCGCAAGUGUAUCAUAACUCAGCAACUCUGUAGUUGAGGAGGCUGAGCCGUCGAACUCGCGCCUGCGCACCAGACCUAUCUACAAAACACUGAACAUACGCGCGACGACACCGCAACCAUGGCGCCUGGAUACCGCAACAGCAACCCCUCGCGCCGCCAAACCCGCGGCCUCGUCGACCACGACAUCUUCGAAGGUCUCCCCGUCCGCAACUGGCGCCGCGACGCCGUCACCGUCGCCCCCCCCCCCGCCCACGAUCCCUUCGCCACGGCAAAAGACAAAUGGGACGUCGAGCUGCCCUGGGGCAUGCCGAAAGACGCGCACCUUAUGCCGCAACACAGCCAGGACCUUCUCCGCGCCGCGCGCUCGGGCAGGAUCUACCAGAAGCGCAUGUUAGUUGAGGAGGAGGACAUCGAGGCCGACGCGCUGCUGGUCGAGAAGGCGGAGAAGAAGGAGGAGGCGAAGGAGGAGGGGUUUGUGGUGAGGACGUGGAAGUUGGUGCCGAAGCAUUUGGAGGGGCCCGAGAUUGAGUAUUUGGCAAAGAGGAGGAAGGGGUUGAGAGGGGCGCCAGUGAAGGGCGUGGCGACGUUGACGAAGAUGACGUUGAGGAGGACGGAUGAGGCGGGGAAUACGUAUGUCGAGGAUGUGGUGGUGCCGGAGGGGCAUGUGGUGGAGGGUGAGGUUAUCGCGACGACGGUUAUUCUGGAUCCUGCUACGACUGGCGCUCCGGUCGCGGGAGUUGCACCUCCGCAGCCGGUGAAACGCCGUCCUCCGCCUCCGAAGCGUAGAGCUAAAGGCCCCGGGCGCGGACGCAGGAAGAAGCUUCCUCUACCACCCCGCAGCGCGCCCGCCACAGUGGGCGCAGCGCAAGUUGACGGCCAAGCCGCUGAGGCGCCAAAGCAGGAGCCAGCUGUGGACGCGAACGGUGUCAAGAUCGAGUCUAGCGUGACGCCCGCUCCCGGAAACGAAGACACGGAAAUGGGCGAUGGAUCGAUGGCACAGUCUGAUGACGAAGGCGAGGGAGAGGGCGAUGAUCGCUCCGAGGGCUCUGAUGACGAAGACCAAGACGGUGAAGGCGAAGGAAGCCAGACCCACGACCAAGACGAUGAUAACCGCAUGGUCCUCGACAACCUCCCUCCCGAGCCAAAGGUUCAAGCGCCCAAACCCGCCAUCUCAGGCGACUUCCCCGUUGAAGCACCACAUGGAGAGUUUGGCGGCCAGGCAGGUGGACAGGGACCAACGACAAGUGGAAGCCCGCUGAAACAUGCGUUUACGCCGCAAUCGUAUUCCCCGACCCUCAGUGCGGAGGGAGAGGUAGAGAAUGCGCCGGCGGAUGCGUUUGGAGGGGGUCAGCAAUUACAGGGUCAUUUCGAGCAGCAGCAGCAGCAAGUGUUCCAUGGGCAGGAUCACCAGCAACAACAACACCAGUAUCCUGAACCCCAACAACAGCAUCAAGAACACCUCCACGAAGGCCCUGCCGCAGAUACACCCUCAGCCUUCGACGUCAGCGCCACUGAUUUCGCCGGUAUGCUCUCUGGCACACCCCCACAGUUCGGUGAGCACCAAGAAGAGGGAGGGGAUGAUGAGAUGUUACUUGAUUCCGUGCAGGGACAUGAUGAGCACCAACUGCCUGAUUUAUCGGAUUUCGAUCCUCAUGCUUCUACGGAGGCGCCGGGGGAGCAGGGGGUUGGUGGGGAUGAGGGACCGGGGGAGGAGAAGUUUGAGGAUUUGCUGGGGAGUUUGGAGGAUCAUUUGAAUGAUGGGAGUGGAGAGGGGGAGGGACCUAUGGCGUUGAUUGGGGUGGAGGAGGCGGAGGCGGUGGUGGUGGAGGCGGUGGUGGAUGAGGUUGCGCCGGCUUCAGUGGUGGAGGAGGUACCUGCUCCUGUUGUUGUGGCGGAGGAGCAGAAACCGGCUGAAGAUGAGAAGAUGGAUGAGGCACCCGCCGCACCUGCCCUGGAGGUCGUUGAACCUGCAUCUGCCCCCGCGGAAACCGAGACCGCAAGCGCGGAAGCGAAGGAAGCUGAACCUGCUAUGGUGGCGGACUUAAAGGAACCUUCCGCUUCGCCGGCAAAGGAGGCCGAGAGCGCCGUCCCUGAAGCACCAGCCGCGGUGGAGGCGGAGGCGCCAUCUGCAGAUGUGGCUGAAGAGCCCGCUGCGCCUGUGGAGGUGGAAGCACCUACCGUCGUCGAGGAAGCGGUAGUGGAGACGCCGCAGGUGGCCGAAGCGCUCGCUAUUGUCGAGGAGGUGGCGAAGGCUGUACCAGAGCCUGUAGCGCAGGAGGAGGCCAAGGAAGAGGUGAAACAGCCCACACCAGAGAAAACACAGGACCCUGUGCCGGAGGUGGUGAAGGAAGUUACACCUGAAGUCGCGGCGAAGGAGGAAGAGGCAGUGGAAGUAGCGCAGGGAGAGACGGAGAAGAAGGAGGAGCAGGCGGCUACUGAGGAGCCGAGUGCUGCUGCGUAGAUAUUGUUAUGGUAUAUGUGGGGGAGGGGAUGAUGUUUAUUUAUUUUUUGGUGGGAGGAGUAAUUAGGGGUUGGUUGGGGAGGGGGUGUAUGUAGGUAGUAAACUUGGGCUAUUUAUUUCGGGAAGCUGUUUUAUGUGUAGUUCCGGCCGGCAAGUGGCUGGCAAGUCCUAGCGAAGCCAUCAUUGUUUCGUUAAUACUUUGGUAAUUUGCUGGUGAGGUUAUUGGACAUAUCAAGGAAGUUAUUUUUGGCUGUAUUGUACUCUAGAUGUAGUUGCACACAUCGUAAUGUUUCAGCGAAGCCAUUUUUGUACGGGG